This is a messenger RNA of Caenorhabditis auriculariae, 4467 nucleotides long. Lineage: Eukaryota; Metazoa; Nematoda; Chromadorea; Rhabditida; Rhabditidae. The record is from the annotation of a GenBank genome assembly.
AUGGAGCCAAAGUCCGUCGAAGACGCUAUCAUGUUUCCCUCCGGACUGUGGCGGCGGCUACUCGGCGUUUACUGUUUGGUCCAGGUUCCCAACUUUUUUUGAAACUUUCUAAUUUUUUUCGACAGUUUGUUCAUUUUAUCAGAAUUUAAAAUUUUCUUCUAAUUUCCUGUGUUAUCUUGAAAUUAAGACAAAAUUUAUCCCUGCAGGUAUUUGGAAACAACUUCGUUUUAAAGAUUUGAUCUGUUAAAGUUAGGAUUCGGACAGAAUCUGGACCUACAUCAAAUAAAAAACAGCUCCGAAAAUUUAUAAAAGUGAAACUGGAUUUUAGCGCAAGUUAAGGCUGCAAGGAUUCUUUAUUUGGGCAUUCGAAAAUCGUUUGGGCAAAUUUGAGAUAAAUCCCAAGCUUAAUCUGACAUGCUGAUUUUUUAUGUCAGCGUAGAUGCGCCAUUGGAAAGAAAAGUAGCUUUUUUCGAAAACUGUUAACCUUUGAGAACCUUAUAGAAAAAUAUUUGACCUACCAGGUAAAAGAAAGAAAAUUAACCAGAAAUGUUGAAUUUUCAGAAGAUUUAAAGUUUCUGAUUUUAAUAUUGUUAAUUUGAUAUCCUGUCUGCAAAAGAAAAAUUCUUCAAUUUUUAUCAUUUUUCUGUUGUCGAUCGGACUUUUUCAUAACUUUAAUCAAAAACUCUACAUUCUUUAAAAACAUUAUCAAACUCGAAUUAAAACAAAAAAAAAAAGUUUUUCAGCUCUUUUCAAAUGUGGAAGCAACUCCUAACAUCUCUCCUCAACAGUUGCACUUCACAAACGUCGAGCGUCUCGCGAGGUCGGAAUCCUCAAACAGAAUCAACAGGAGUCAUUGUUUCAGUUAUCCGUUCACCGCUCCGGAAAGAGUUCUGGAGAAGGCCUUUUCUCGGAAGCACAAACGACCUGUGGCCACAGGACAGCUGUACGGGACUGAAAGACAGAUGGACAUGCCUGAUGGUAGUUUUAACAUUUGAAAAUGAAAAAAAGUUCUUCCUUAAAAACGGCCAUUUUUCCAGUUGCGAUGCAGCAACCUCGACCUUCGGCAUUGCAAGUUGUACACCCACCGGCACCGAACGAGAAAGAUUGGGUUUUGACGGCUGGUUUGCAUUUUAAGAAGUCGGGAUCUGAUCAAGAACUCCAGGAAAUGAAAGCCUCGUAGACAAUGUUCUCGCCAUCUCUUUGCAGUAUGGCGGAAGGUUAAUUUCGAUGGGGUACUACUUAAGAGGAAACAGCGUUUUCUACUAUUCCAUAAUGCACAAAUAUAACGGUAUGGCAUCUGAUACGCAGCUUAGUGAUUUUAGUUUUCAGGACCUGUUUUUAUCAAACCUUCACCAAUGACGUUCGACGAACUGAUAAAAGCUGUCAGAGAAAACGAACAGAGAGACUUGGCCUUGACUCAAGUUUGCGGACAAGAACAGAAACCUGGGGAAAUAACCUUCACUACUUAUUGGGAACGUAUUCCUGGAGUUGAAUUUCACGUCAGUUGAUUUUUUUGAGAUAAAGAAGUAAAAAUCGAAUUUAGGUAUGGUUUCCGGGAACUCCUCAUGCGGACACUCAGAAGGAGCAUUUUGAAAAAAGCGGCUUCCGGCUGACAUAUUUAUGCGGGUAUACUGACAAUGGACGAGGAAAGUAAGUUCCUUUGUCGGAAAUAAAGACUCAUUUAAAAAAAGCUUCCUGGAAAUCCAAAAAGCUUACUGGAAAUAAUUAAGAGCUCAAUAAAUAUUUCGCAAGAAAAAUUUAAGAUACGUUGGAGUUUGGCAAAAACCUCAUCUUUCUUCCGCUCAAUACGAGGCUCACUACGGUCUAACGAUGGAUGCCUGCAUGCAGAAAGAUAAACUUCUGAUUUCUCGUGGCUUCAUAGCUACAUCGUUUCGAGUCUUCAAUAACAAAAAUCAGGUCAAUAUGAAGAAAUUAGGCUUGAACGGGAAUUGAUACUGCUUUUUUUGUUUCGAACAAAAGUCUCUCAAACGCGAGAAGCGCAAAAUAACAAAAAGAAAACGAACCGGUGCCGUCUCAGACGGCUUUUUUGUCUGCCCACACGACUAUAAAGCAAACAUUCAGAUUUUUAGAUACUUUGUACCGGAAUAUGGGAGAAACGCAGCGGGAAAAGCACUGUGAUGGUGGGAACGGACCUUCAAAACAUGUAUAGGUACAAAUUGAAAAAACUUGAUGGAAAUUCUAAAAAAAAAAGUUCAGAAAUGUACAAAGAAAUUCAAACAUGCUCCCUCGACAAAUUUCACACUAUUCCGACGAAUACAAACAGGUGAUUGAGAAAUUUGUCUCAAAUUUCGAAUUGAAAAUGUUUUUUCUUUUUUUCAGGUGCAGUACGUUGUCCUCUGGAGUGAUGUCGAUUCCUACAGAUAUCCAAACCCUCCGCCGCUUUGGGAUGAAACGUAGGCUUUUUGAAGUGUUUGGGACUGUUAUCAACUUUCUUCCCGCUUUCAGACCUAUACCUGUCCGUUUUUUGAAAGGGACGCCAGAACUUCUCAAAGACGAACAGCUUGAUUUCCUGAUAAAACGCGUGGAACAUUUCAUGAAAGAUCUCAAUAUACCUGGCUUAUCUAUUGCAAUUUCGAAAAAAGAACAGCUCAAAUUCGCUGCAGGUUUUUUUUGAUUUUUUAAAACCCAGUCCAGCAAAAAAGUUGUCUCAAAACAAGAAACUUUUCCUUUUCAAACAACCGAUUGCAAACAAAAAACGGCACAAAGAACAUUAAUGGGAUUAGUAGGUCUAGAAAAAGCGUUCGGCAUGUGCUGAACGCCGUUAAAACCAUAAGCCUUCCUAUUCACAGCUUUUAGUUGUCCGGAGAAAUGUAUGUUUAAGGAUUUGGAUACACAAACAUCAGACAACAGGAGCCAGUCACACCGAACCAUCAAUUUAGGUUGGAUUAUUUUGCUCUUUAAUGACUAAAAACGGAAAACUUUUCUCAGAGUUGGAUCCGUUUCGAAGCCAAUAACGGCUGCUGCUAUUAUGCUUUUGAUUGAUAGAGGAAAGUUCAAUUUGGAUGAUCGCCUUUUUGGUAGAGAUUCCAUAUUCGGUUCCGACUUCUCAAAAAAACAUAGUUAUCAAAAGUACGUGACUGAAAUCACAGUCCGACACCUGUUAGAACACACUUCAGGUGAGAAUGUGUUUUUUCUUUCUUGACUCACAUUUUUUUAGGAGGCUGGGACAAUCUCCAGUCGGACGCAGCUUGGAUCCAACCUGACAUGAGCACGAAAGAACUCAUCGAGUAUGUAUUACACACGGUUCCCCUCGAGUACAAACCUGGCACAAUGUGGAUUUAUUCCAACUUCGGAUACCAGCUUCUUGGUUUUUCAAACUUAAAAUUUAAAUUAUGAAAGAAUUCACACAGGAUACUUGAUUGAAACAACAGCCGGUAUGUCGUACGAGGCUUUUGUUAAGAAAAACGUGUUCGCUCAGUCUGGAGUCUACGAUAUUCAAGUUGCUCGCCCGUCUAUUGGAGAAAGAGCACCGUAAACGAUCGUAGGAAUCGGAAAGCUCGAACCAGAAAUUUACAGGAGAGAAGCGAUGUACUACAUGUCUGGCAACGGACUCGGCUUCAACCCCUACGAAAUGCUGCCACCUGAGAGAAUUGGCCCAUGGGGAGGAUGGAUCGCCAGUCCCGUUCAGCUUCUGAUGUUCAUGGUAAGCAACUGAGUGUAGAAUACGUUUCCAAUUUGAUGUUUCCGUCACGAAUUGAUGGCUUCCAAUCUCGUCCGGACAUUCUCACCGAUUUAUCUAUCAGCGAGCUUUCCACUCCUUCUCCAGCUUCAAACGACACUUACGGUUUAUAUUUGUUAAUUUUCUUCCAACUUUCGUAAAGAGCAAAGAAAGAGUAUUUGAGAUUAUUUCAAAAAACUCAGAGAAAAGGCGACGAAUCCAAUUGAAGUUUUUUAGUUAUAUUUAGGGGGUUUUUAUUAUACUGCACACAACUUUUCGGACGCCUUCCAUUGCAAAUAUUGCAAAAAAACUUUUGAUGCACUUUUCUGCAGGAAAAUAGAUCGACAUGCAGGUAAAAUUCUUCGUAUAUCAUCUAUCAAAUCCAGAGAAUUUCUUACUAAACUUCAAAAAUUCUGAAUUCAUACGUGUUUAUAUUUGAGGACUUGGAUGGUCGUUGAACAUCAUGGGAUUCAAUGGAUGGCAACACGAUGGAAGAAUGCCUGGAAGUGCUGCCAUGCUCGUAAGACUUGACAAUGGGCUUGAAAUGGCGGUUGCCGUUAACAAGGUCCGAUUUUGAAGAGAAAAUUAAAUUUUCAUGCUUUUUUGUAUGAAUUCUGUUGUCUCAGGAAUACUCCGAACGAGAUUUCUUCCACGAGUUGGGAUACGUCCUGCAUCACGUGGGAAACAACUGCGACUGGUGGGACGACGACUACGACCUUUUCCAGAGGACAAGGAGGACUUCACGAAACAUCCGAUCCAAUUCGACUAGGAUCAUUCGAACUAAUUGA